AAUUACCAAUUUUUGACCAAUCUUUGACUAAAAACUACCAUGUCGCAAAAGUGCCCGAUUUGCCUCUUCUAAACGCCUUUCUGACAGGAUGGAUCCACAAGUCAGGGAUGACGUGGCGGCAAAGUCAACUCUGUUUAUUUUGACCGUUAAGUUAACCGUUAUGACAGGUGGGACCCACACGUCAUCAUCAACCUUCUUCUUCCUCCCCUCUUCUCUCUCUUUGACAUCUCAACAAACACCUCUUGUGCAUGGGACGAAAGCAGAGGAGUUCCGGCAGCCUGCUCGCUUUACACCACGUCGGACCCCAGCACGAGCGUCGGGUGAACCAGCUCCGGGCCGGCUCUGCCUCGCACUGCACGGCGGCAGUGGCGGCAGCCUUCGCGGCGAGCCGAGCCGCUGGAGCGAGCUCCAUCGGUGACCCCAGCCAGGCCCGCACGACGCCUUUCCUCCACUGAUUUCUUCUCCCUCCCCUGCUCUAAUCUCUCUCCCUUCUUCGUUUCUUCUCUGCUAGGAGACGAACGGAGACCCGACGCCAGAACCUCCCUCGAUCCGGCCUCCUCCUGCUCGCCCCCGGAGCACCUUGCCUCAGUUAACCAAGCAGAGGAGCCCCGCCGGCCUGCUCUUCCUUUCUGCCUUCCAACCCAUCUGCUUCUUUCUCGCUCGCGUGGCCCCUUCUCCUCACCUCUCUCAUCCUCUGCUGCUACAGGAAAACGCCAUGGAUGGCCCGAAGCUUCGACCGCACAGCUCCAGCGAACCCGCCCGCGAUGACCUCGACCCCCAGGCCGCCUGGAUCCGCGCGUUUGCCACCCUCGGCUACCUCGAGGAGCUUAGGCGCCCUGCUGCCAUGUUCUGCUACUGCCGAUGCAAGUCCCACGGCCCACGCCUCCGCAGCCCUGCUUCUCGCGUGCGUGCAAGCGAACGCACAGCCGCGCGCGUUGACCCUCGCUGUGUCCAGCGUGCGACCGGCGGGCGCGGCGAGCGGCGACGCGGCGCGCGGCGGAACGGGCGAGCAGCAGCAGGUACAAACGGCGUUGACUAACGAUGCCAGCCCUUACAUGUGGGCAAUGCCUGUCAUAAGGGCGUUUAAAAUGGACGAACGGGUCGAUUUACAUACUUGGUAGUUUUUAGUUAAAGAUUAGAGAAAAAGUGGUAGUUUUCGGCAUAAAUUUAUAAAAUGGUAGUUUUUGGGCACGUUUUCAUGAAUUGUGGUAGUUUUUUUGUUAAAUACUCCUCUUACCACACUAGUAGAACUGCAUUGCCCCUGUCAUGAGGUGAGAUGACAUAAACUGUGAUCAAGUUAAUAGAGAAAAUCAUUUAUACAUACAAUACCUGAUAUAUGUAGUUGCCAGCAUCUUUUGGUCUACAUGAUGACUUCUCGGCUGUUGCUUCUACAAACUUCUGUGUUUCAACAAGGUUGCUCCGGUAAGACAAAGACCUUUAUACCUUUGCUUAUGGCUCACUAUCAGUGGGUGCAGAAGGAAGACGAUUAUGAUUUCUUCAAGGACUUGGCUAUAAUUUCAGUAUAUGGUCUUCGGCCUUUUCAAAAGAAUGUAGUUUAGGGUGAAUUUAAUGGUAUUGGUUUCAUAUUUUAGAUGUUGAAAGAUUUUAUACAAACUUGGUCAUAAUUUAGAAAGUUUGGAUUUGAAGAAAAAUAUAUUACACAUUAUAUUAUAUAAGACGGGGGAAGUACAUAGAACAUGAGAAGCUUUUUUUUUUCUUAAAAAAAUCUGAAACUACCACCUAAGUUUUCUUUCGACAAAGAAUGAAUUUUAUUGGCUCAAAAUAAAGCAAAAAAAAAAAGAAUACAAACACAAGGAGACAGACGGCCUCUGCAUGACUCGUUAUAAUCCUGUCACUUCAAGUCUGAUAAAUUAGUACGGGGAAGCUCAACCAUCUUGCUGUUGGGAAAAGUAAAGAUUACUAUAGCAUUUAUACUAGCGUUCCAGUACGAAGACUCUUGGUGUAGACCCUUGAGAUUCCACGCAGACCAUUAAACCGUGCCACUUCAACAGGCCUUGGUGGAUAUUUAAGGGCUGCAUAAGCAUCCUCUAAAGUUAAACUGCGCAUCAGUUUAGUUUCAGAAGUUGUAGCACAUUGCAUACGCCAUGUCGAGCAAUGGCGGACCAACGGUCGCCGUGAAGCUGUUCAUUGACAAGGAGAAGAAGAGGGUGCUGUUCGCCGAAUCCGACAAGGACUUCGUGGACAUCCUCUUCAGCUUCCUCACGCUGCCUCUCGGCACCAUCGUCCGUCUCUUCAACAAGCAGUCUCAGAUCGGGUGCCUGGACGAGCUGUACAGGAGCGUGGAGAGUCUCGGCGAAGAUCACUUCCAAACCAAGGAGUGCAAGGCCAUGCUCCUUCGUCCCGUCAAUGCCGCGGCACUUCACUGCGACCGGCUUAGAGUCAAAGUUGACGACGCCGAUCUGACGGCAAUAUAUGUCUGCUUUUAUUAUGGGAGCUGCAGCGAAAGGUACUUCAGCACAGUACGGGGUAUUCGAUGCAGGUGUGGUACUAGUACCAUUAGUGACACUAGGAGGUGGCCACAAAGCUCUCUCGUUGCUGCUGGAGAAACUGCGGAUGGGAUUUUUUCCAAAGGUGGAUCGAAGUUCAUCAUCACGGAUGAUCUUCAUGUUGCUCCUUCCUCUACGAGUCUCAUGUUCUCCCUGAUGGACAAGCUUGGGCUGCAUGAACAAUUGAAUAUCAAGGAGGAGGUGCUACAUCUCAAUUCCAAUAAGAUGAUUGGCUUGCUUAGGAGAGCACUGCUGUCUAAGCACCCUUUGACUGGCCUAUAUUUCAAUGCUGCUAUAACGCCCAAUGGGGUGAGUUCUUCCCAGCUUCCUCACAAUCUGUUCGCACCACAAGCAAUUGAGGCUGAGCCCAAGUUCAAACCAAUAACGAUAAAGCUUGUUCAGAAGAAGGAUAAUUCCUCGGUGUUGUACGCGGAAGUUAAACAAGACUUGGUUGAUCUUUUGUUUGGCCUCCUUUGCAUUCCUGUUGGGUCUAUAAUGAAGACUUAUAGUCGACUGUCACCAAAUGGAUGUCUUGAUAAUCUCUACAAAAGUGUAUAUGGAGCAGGAUGUGUAAAACAAGACUGCAGAAGCUUACUCCUAUCCCCAAAGCUGGCCCCUUUCUUUGGGUGCAGCAGUGAUGUGCUCCAAGUAGAAGAAUUACCUCGGAGAUGCCAUAACUUUCCAAGGUAUCUUUACGAGAUGAAUCCGAAAUCCCCCAAAAGAGGAGAUGAAGCUUCUUAUAGGGCUUAUGUCAAUGGAGGGUCCAUCAACUUCAUCGUGACUGAUGAUCUGCGUAUCGUCGAUUUCUCCCUGGCCAAGAGUCUCCAAGCCAUACAUGCAGCCAAGAUUCCCAAGGGCGAGCUUGUGGAGAAAGAGAUAACACUUGACAAAACCCAGGUUUUGAAGCUACUAAGAGCUUCACUGGAUACUCGCAAUGCCCUAAGCAGUGUGCUCUUGCCUCCAAUUCCAAAGAAGAGUGUCACCACCAGCGCCGCGACGACGUCAACUCCAGCCGCCAUGGCAUCAGUACCUCCCCAGCCGAGAAGGAGCCUGCGGCUCCGAAAGCCCAUUCAGCCAUCAGAGUGACCCACCUACCCAUAUCAUGCGAAAACGAAAGAUGCCAAGAAGAAGACAUUUCUGCGAACUAAGGAUUGUCCUGUGCAAACUUGCAAUCGCGUCUCAGUUGCUUGAAUGAAGCCACUGUCCUGCAGUUUACCCAGUUGCUUGAAAAAAUUCUGUUUCUUUUUUUCCGUUUUCCCUAAUUACUAGUAUCAUGUUUCGAGUGAUUGGAAACACUCACCUCUGUUAAAUUGGCAUUCAAAUGUUGAACGAUGUCGAGGGCAAAUCCUGUUCUGUGUUUUUUUUUCUUGAGAAAAUCUCAUGAAGUUUUUAUUUAACUCAUCACAAUGUUUACAUGGAUGAAAGUAAGAUCUCCCGGGUUGCCCAACCAAACAUUGACGGCCAACACCGAUAUUCGAGCUCCUAUACUCAUGACUAAAAAAGCAACUAGUAAAAAGACUAGAACGAUCUAUAAUUUCUUGAAUAAUCACACCAUGACUUGCCGCACUUCUCUGCUUGAUGUCGUUGAUGACAGCUUUGCAAUAUGAAGCAAUAUAGAUUCUCCGCUCAUAGAGAUCAUCGGCCAAAGCCUGUGCUUCUCGAACUACAAGGGCAUCUAGUGUGGUUGGGUCAAAGAUUCCCACAAAAGUGAUCGUUGAAGCUCCCAUGUAAUUUCCAUGAAAAUCCCUGCACACAGCGGCCACAGCUCCCACCGAAGCAUUCCAAGAGCGUCAUCAACAUUAAUUUUCUUCAUAUUCUCCGGUGGAGCAACCCAUCCGCUCUGCCUAGCAGGAUGCUUGGCCCUCUCACUACUUAUGGCUUCUUCAUCGCCUGUAAGUCAUCUAUGAAUGAGUUGAUGAAAGCAUUAGUAGCAAACGGCGUCUGGUAUAUGUCCUUGUGAAGAACUUUUCUCCUUGAGCUCCAGAUCAUCCACAGGGAUACAACCUUGGAGGCAGACU
Messenger RNA from Triticum urartu, 4525 nucleotides. RefSeq lists its product as uncharacterized. The record is from RefSeq and is a predicted model, not a curated record. Lineage: Eukaryota; Viridiplantae; Streptophyta; Magnoliopsida; Poales; Poaceae.